AUGGGAGUCCAAGAGUUCUUUUAUUUACCAGUUCUCCUCUUCACGUUGGUUUUACUUCACUCAGCUGUUACUCAGUACCACCGUGAUACACGUGAAGUCUCCAUCUUUGGUAGGAUGCUUCAAAAACACGUUUUUAAAACAAUCACUGGAGCAGCAUUCGGUGAUGUGUGUUUGCGGGAGUGUUAUCGUGACGUCAGAUGCCAAAGCUUUAACUAUGUGUUCACCCAAGACAAGCGUGAGCUGAGUAACCGUACAAAGGAAGCCAGGCCUGAAGAUUUUAUACCCAACUCUGAUAGAUAUUACUUCAGACGAGAUAUGAAGAGAGGUGAGCGUUAAGGUAAAAUGAUUUGGCUAAUUGUCUUGGAGGGGAGGAUUUCGCAGUUUUUCUUCACUUUCUCGUUUUCUUAUUUUCUAACUAUCCUCGGAGCCAUUCCAGAGCUUUCUGCAGACUCGUGCAAGGAAAUCAAGGCGAGCGAAGGUGGACAAGUGGUCAGCGGAAUAUACUGGCUGAAUUUCAUCAAACCUCACACUCCUGUGUUGGCUCAUUGUGACAUGAUAAGCGAAGGUAGAGUAAAGCAGUUAAACAGAAGGGGUAUACGGUAACACGUAUUGUACCUGGCAUACAAGCUAACUGUCAGCUUUUUCUGUCAGGUGCAAUAGGAAUGGAACAGUGUUAAAUAUUGUAGUGGGAAAAAGGGGAGGAGACUCAGUGGAGGUUAAAGGCGGACAAAGCUCCUCCCAUGGGGAAAGAGGUGGAUCUAGUUCUCAAGCCUGGAUCGGUGGUCGAGCCGGAGGUAUGAAUAACGGUAAUAACGAGGGCCCUGCACCAGGAACAGUUGGUGGGUUUGGCGGUGGGGGAGGUGGAUCAGAGGAUAAUGGUGUAUCAGGUGGAGGUGGUGGGUACUCUGGGGGAGGUAGUGGUAACCGUGAAAAACAAGCCGGAGGCUGAGGAGGCUCGUACUAUAAUGGCCAAGAUUGUUCCGGUUUGACUGGUGGGAACUCGAAUGAUAAUGGCCUUGUGCAAAUUAUAGAACUUUAGGGCUGAUUCCAAAACAUUUCUUGAGUAGUACAGUUAUUUUUCAAAAGCAGAUUUUCCCAUUAACAGGAAAAAGCCGUUUUAUUGGUAAUUGCAGAAGUUUUAUAUAUAUUCAAAUCCCUUGUUCCUUUCUCAACAUGAGAAGAUAAGAAUGCUCUUCCCCAGGCUAGAUAUUAAUAAUGUCACCGUCUAGGAUCAUAAUAUUCAACACGCUUUAGCUUAAAAAUCCUGACAUUUGAUAAAACUCUUUUAAAGUUUGCUUGUAAGAAUGUGGUCAAAAACCAUUAUAAAGUUACUAAUUUAAUUCAGGCUUGAGCACGUGACCCACCUCAUAAAUUAUAAAAUUCAUAAUUUAAAGGAGUGUAAUGAGUUCAAUCUAUUAACUAUCCUAUUAUAGAAAGUUUUUUUUAAUAGUAAACUCUUUAGAACUGGUCGAUAGUAAAACAAAAGGUACGCUUCACAGUAGGCACAGUCGUCUAGUAUUUUGUUGUAUAGCAUAAUAAAGAAAUUAGAGGAGGCGGUGUAGAAACAAAUCGAACAUUUUGAUAACCUCCUUUAAAGUGCGUAGGAAAUGUCUUGCCGGUUUAACGUUGUCCUCAGUCGAGCCGUGUUCACCUCUAAAGGUGGUUGUCAAUAAACACGAGCGGGAAACAUUCCAUUAUUACCUUCUGAUGUCAAAGAUUUUGUAAUGUUGUUCACUCAGAUCAGAAACUUUACAUAGGCAACAUUUUUAUUAUUGGAUGUCAUGUGACCCCAAAGUAACCAAUGAUAGCGCCUGCUGUUGAAAAAAAAAUUCCAGUUGUAUAACAAUAUCAGUUUUUGGUAAACAAGGUAAUAAGGUUACCAGUCGUUUCGUACCUUUUUUUUUCCAACACUUUCUCUUGUUGAAAGAAAAAAGGAUUCAAAAGAGACAAAUAGGUAGAAUAUUUUGUUAAACGCCACUAAUCAGUGUUUUGGAAGUUUAUCAAGUUAUCUAGGUAGCUCAUCUAGAAUUUUCAUAAAUCGUUGUCCUUACAGCAAUCUAAUACGUGGUAAAGUGACGUCUAUUUUCGUUAUGUUAGGGCGUUUGUUAUGAGUACAGAUUUAUUAAAUAACUUAGAGAAAAGUUUGGUCAUGCAAGUCAGCUAUAAGAUAUGGAGUAGUAAAAAAAAUACACAGGGUAAGACAUCGCUUAUAAGAGGUUUUGUAGUUUAUCGAUAAUCAUAAUAGUCCAUUUAUUGGAAUUUCCAUAACUCGUUUGCGAGCAUUAUAAUCAUAAGGACUUAAAAAGUGACUUUCGUAGAUAUUAUACCUAUAUUAUUGAUAUUUCACUCGAUAAAGCAAUAAUAAUAAAAAGGUCUAAGAAUAUCACUAAAUUAGAUAUUUGGUAAUGUGUUUAAGCCUAAUUUUUAGUCAAGUUGUAAAUUGUUCAACUCAUUUUGAUAAUUCUAGUUCAUUGUAGUACGUGGUAUUCAAAUUAUUUCAUAGCUUGGUUCAAACGAGAUCAUCAUUUCUAUUUCCGUGUGUAAACUUGCUAUCUAACUGGGCGUCAAAAUCUUCAAAACUCAGACUGUCCAUUUCGUUUUCUCUUUGAGGAUUUCCGCCUCUGUUCACAACAUUAUAACGUAUUUUAUAUUGUGUUGCUAUUUGCUAGUUCGCUUGUUCCGAAAUUUCACUCUCAAUUAGAGAAAAAAAAAGCUAGAGAGAAGUCCGGGAAAUGGUCAAACAUGGGACGAUUUGGCAGGAUAAUAACAUUUGGCUCAUUGCAAUUUUCGUCGCCCAAUAUCAAAAAUUUUUAUGAUUGACUCUGGGAUUUAGUCAUUCGAAAAAUACGUGCGUAUCUCUUUCCAUAAAAGCAAAACGAAAAAAAAAGCGCUUUGUAAACAUUGUAUUGAAUGUGGUUCGAAUGGCAUUCUGUGAUAAAUUAAACGAACUCCUUACGUAAAUCAAAUUAUUUUCAUUUUCCUCCAUCGUUUCAGGGGAGUUCAUAAUAUUACUUACACUACUUUCUUGGAAAAUUGCUAGUGCGAUCUGUUAAUUAAAAGUCUAAUUAAAAAAAAAAAGAGAUCGGUUUGCUGCGGACGGUUUGACAUAAAUUUUUGAUUCGAGAUAAGCUCAUUUAAGCCAUGAAAACUGUGGAAAUACAUGAAGGAAAUGGGAGCUUAGAGUUUAACACCAAGACAUUACAAGACUUAUCUUUCUGAUAAAUAAUCACAAGUAUCUGGGAAAGCUAAAACAUUUAGCUGCUAUGCCUGACCCCAGUGUUUCAAAACUUUCCAUUGAUUUGCGUCUUUAUCAAUUGAGAAGAGAAAAGGGCGCGCACUUUCUGCUGUUUUGCAAAGGAGAAACAUUUGUUAAAGGAGUUGUGCUAAUUAGGAGUUUUAGAAAGAUUUAAAACGGGCAGAAAAUGAUAGAAUAGAGAACAAGUCAAGUAUGAAGACGUAGGCAUUUACUGUGUUGUGUCGAUGCUCCUAUGUGCUAUUCCUUUUCUUGCGAAAAAUAAGGAAUGUAAAAAUCUUCAUAAAAUCCUAGGACCACCUUUCUUGUUUUCUUCUCAAACAUCUUAGAACUAAGUACUUUCCUCAUAAUUAUUGAUAUACAGCGCGAUAUAAAAAAAUUGAAAUUUAUCCUUAAAUUUUACCAGCAUUCUGUACAUCAAGUAUGCAGAGAAACAGCCCUUACGAUUUUUUUCUCAUACAACCAAGAGAUAUUUUCUAAAGAAGACUAAGUCAUCGAUCUGUUUUGGAUCUGCAGGUGAACAAAAAAUUUCUCUUAAAAUACUUGUUUUUGGUAAUACCGGCCUCUGUUUGUCUGCAAAGAACCUUGACACCUGUUCAACCACUUGUUUCUAAACAUCAAAGACUCUGGGAUUAUAAUUGUAAUCUACUCCAAGGUAAUAGCAGACUGGUGAAAUGUAAUACAAACAAUUACUUUCGGGUAGCUUGAUUCCCUAAAAAAAUUCUAAAUUCCCCUAAACAGUUUCCAAGAGGCGUUAUCAUCUACCUUGGAUAGCAAUCAAGGUACGUACAAGAUAUGUAAAGUACCAGGUCAGAUAUUUUGAAAAGUUCAUCUGAUAUACAGAACAGCUGAAGGUUCGAUCGCUACAGUAUAAACUAUAGCAUUUGUUCUUCCUCUGUUUAAGCGUUGAAUCCUCUCACCAAUAUACAUUUAUCAGGACUAUUUUAAAGAUUUACGAAAUUCACACAUUUCUUAAGGGAAGCAUAAAUAAAACUUGGCAGGUUUUCAAUUAAACAAGGCUGAAUCUCAAGGUUCAUUUUCCAUCCUUAUGUCUGUCAAAGCUUUGUUACUGGCGAUAAAUUACAAAUCACUUUUCAUUGAUAAAUGUACACUUUCGUAUGGAAAGCAAAUGUGUACGAUUUGAGAACAACAAUAAAAAAUAAAAUUCAACUUUUAAUCGUUUUGAAACCUUAUGUGACAAGUUAACGGCUUAACUCGUAAAAAUACUUAGCGAUACUACACACCUAAACUUCUAGUAAGAAAGUUAUUAGAGGGUGGAAGUACAGCUAGAAAUUAUCUUUGAUGAAAAUAUUUCUUGUCCUCAGUUCCUCUUGGUUCCAUUCCUGAAUUUCCAGCGGAAACAUGUGAAGAGAUAAAGGCCAGCGAAGAUGGAAAAGCGAAAAGUGGCGAGUACUGGAUUUAUUCCAUUAUAACGGGAAAAACUGCUCUGGUUUCUUGCGAUAUGGAACCAGAAGGUAAAAAUAUUCAAGUUCUUGUUGUUGCAACUGAUAUGAAUGUGAAAAAGUUUGUUUAAAAAUUUAUAGUUCUAGUAAUUUAGAUAUAAAGGUAAUAACAAUAAUAUACACUUUUUGUUGCCUUUCAAUGAAAACCUUAAAGCAACCAUCAUAAAUAGUAGCAGACCUUACCCUCAUCAUUUCCCAUUUGCACAUAUCCGUAUUUAUUGAGUAAAAAAAGUUAUGUGUACUCUAGGAUUCGGUAGACUUUCAAGGGCCAAAUUCUUUCGAUCAUCACGGCUCGACCAAGGAACUUUAGCAAGUGAUUAAUUGUAAAGCAUUCAGACCAAACUAGCAUAUGAAUAUGCAGCUUUUGCAGGCAAAUGUGUGUGUUUGAUGACCGUUACCAUUUUAACCGACUACCAUCCAUACCAAAAAAAAAAAAAAAGCAUAAAAUCGACUCAUGUAUAUGGCCUGCAACAUUUCUGGCGCGGUACUAAUUAUUCCUGUCCUACCUUGUAUGUGAUAUUUGUAUCAACCUGCUAAUCUAUAUCAACAGACAUUGAUGAAUGUGCCAGCGGUGUUCACAAUUGCCACAGUUCAGCCUCAUGUACCAACACUGUAGGAUCGUUCAAGUGCUCAUGUAACCAGCCCUACAUAGGGGAUGGAAGAUCUUGCAUUCCUCUCCCAUCAGGUAGAAAGUUGAGUCGGGUCUUCCAAUGUUGCUGCUUUUGUAACUAUGCUUUCACGCAGGCAUCCGGCUUGACGUAGAUACAAACAACAGGGGGGUAAUAAACUUAUUACUCAGAUAGUAAUCAAGCAACUAACAACUUACUUAUUUUGCUUCAUUUUUGCGCUCAAGGAUUUUUGUUGCGUCAUAUCUUUGGAUUUCACGUGACGUUAUGAAAAUCGAAAAUCCAAAAUAAUUAACAAUAAUCCACUUAAGUGGAGGAGAGUAGUCAUGGAUAUUUAAGCGCCGAGGUAAAUAUCCACCACUUUAACCGACAGUGGUAAUGAAGAAUGUUUGAACUUCAGACAAUAUAACGAAUAUUGGUUGAAAAUUAGAUUUAACUUAAUAGAACUUGCAAAUCAUUCCCGAACCAGCCAAUCAGCGCACGCAAAAAGCACCAUUCACUCAGGUGUUUUAUACUAACCAGGGCACCAACUCCUUGGUGUUCGACGGAAGGGCACCAACUUGGCAUCCCCAUAAUGAGCUCUUAAAAUUUAGUGUACAAUAGCUCACUCUCCUGGGGUCGGACGUUCAGUAUGUAGUUUUGCUUUUAGUUUUCAAUUGGAUGACAGUGAAAUCCAUUAGGCAACAACAGGGAGAGGAUAGCGGUUGAUAUCCGGUUGGCUAAAUGGUGCUCACCCCACAGUGGCUGAUGGUCAGGUCACCAGGACAGUUUGCUUCCACUGGGGAUCAAACUGCUGCAACUGGUCAAGAUCCGUCAAUGUGAUAAACUGCAACGAUUACUAUGUUUACUACAUAACUGGCACACCCGGAUGUUCCCUCCGCUACUGCAGCACAGAGUAA
Pocillopora meandrina is the source of this 6241-nucleotide messenger RNA. The record is from the annotation of a GenBank genome assembly. Lineage: Eukaryota; Metazoa; Cnidaria; Anthozoa; Scleractinia; Pocilloporidae.